Pseudozyma hubeiensis SY62 is the source of this 4446-nucleotide messenger RNA. RefSeq lists its product as hypothetical. The transcript is spliced from 4 exons. Bases 1 to 4446 code for a protein of 1481 amino acids. Gene Ontology annotation, cellular component: transcription regulator complex. NCBI's taxonomy places the organism in Eukaryota, Fungi, Basidiomycota, Ustilaginomycetes, Ustilaginales, Ustilaginaceae. Gene Ontology annotation, biological process: regulation of transcription by RNA polymerase II. Gene Ontology annotation, molecular function: RNA polymerase II cis-regulatory region sequence-specific DNA binding; DNA-binding transcription factor activity, RNA polymerase II-specific. The record is from RefSeq and is a predicted model, not a curated record.
AUGACCAAGCUCGCCAAUGCGGAUCUGCAGACGUGCAGCAGCAUUCGUCACCUGCACCGCUUUGUGAUGUAUCGUUUCCCUGCUCCUCGUGGCUCUCUGUCUCUGGUGCGACCUCCUCCUGCAGCUCUUUUACGUUCGGUUGGUGGCGUCCGACCAUUCGGCACCUGGUCACAGACGCAGCGCAAGCGAGCAGGUGUCCAUCGAUGCUUUGCAAGCGACCUUGACUUCUGCCUGUGCGAGCUUCCUCCUCCGUCUUGGCACGACUGCCAUUCUGCGAUCCGGACUCCUCGCUUCCCUCGAUCCAUCAAGCUAUGCUGCUUCACGUUCCGAGCCCCUUGCGCUCGCACUGCUGGACGCUGCCGUCUUUGGAUCCGCCACCGUUGGACGUCGCGGGUAUUUGCCGGCUGCAUCACCCCGCUCCCGGCUCGAUUCCGCCUCUACACCUCGCGACUCCUCGACCAAGGCCGCCUGGGCACUAACGUCAGCGCAAGAUUGCUGCCCCUCAGUCGUCAUCUGCCCACGACAGUCUUACACCACCUUCGCAUCGAUUCUCUCCUAGGUCCAGAAAGCUGUGAGGAUCGCCAGCUAUUCGAGCCCGUCCAAAUUUCCAACGGGCAACAUCCGACAUCAAAAGAGUCCAGCUCAAAUAGCAGGGCGGCAGCGCAAAUGUCAACUGCUCAAUCUAGUACUCCUACAGGAGGACUUCACCACCUUUUCCCAUCGCCUACCUACUCCGACUCGACGCUUUCGUCCUCUUCGCUCUUGUGCACACCUGACAACGACAUGGCCAACCUCAAACAGGAUGAGGCAGAUCGCCUCCACCAUGACUCGACGUCCAUCACUGCUGUCAAUGCAGCAUUUGCUUCUGCCACCAAGCGCAACGAGUACAGCAUGGGUGGAGACACAUCAGAUUCGGGCCUCCUUUUUGCCCACAAUGCGCCCGGCAUCAUGGACGCAGACAUGAGCGGCGAUGCGCAGUCCCUUGCUGCCGCGCUCGACUUUGAAGGCAUGAAUGCCGACAUGCAGCUUGCCUUUGGAAGCGGAGACGGCAGCUCCUUCUUUGGCGGCAAGCGUCCCACGACAUCGCAGCCUUCGGCCGCUUUCGGUUCGAUGCUCCACGUCCGCGCCGACUCAAACUCGGGUCGUCGUCACAGCAUCCAGCCUCUGAUGCCGUCGUCCGAUUCCAGCUCGUCUAUGGCCGAGUACGGCAACUUUACUGGCCUCAAUGCCGGUCCAAGGAGCAUGAGCAUCUCGGUCGACGCAUUCGGUUCGUUCGCGUACGCUCCCAACAUGGCAGCCGACACGAGCGCAAGCAUGCAGGACGCGUCCGGAAGCGGCUUCCUCAUGUCUCCACCGCGGCUGACCGUGAGCAUGUCGUCGAGCAACAGCCCAACGCCUACCCCUCUGGCAGGCUUCGCCGAGGAUGCUAAGCGACGUCGUACAUCUCAGGUGGACGCUACACCCGAACGCACCGUUGAACACAUGGCGCAAAACCAGCACUUCUUGCCUCAACAGACUCCGCCCAACAUGUACGCCUAUCAGCAGCAGCCCCAAUACUCUGUCGGCUCUAGUGUAGGCGGCGUGCUCGAGACGCCGGCUUCGGUACAGUCGUCCGCUUCUCCCAGCCGAGUUCGGCGUCUUUCGCUUACGGCCAUGGACCGCGCAGAUCACAUUUCCAACCUUACCGCCAGCUUGGCGCUGCCAGGCUUCAACGGCGAACACGCGCCCAAGAGUGCGCCACCACGUGCUCCGGCGGACGCCAUGCAGAGGGCACAGUCGCAGUCGUCUCUCGCCAGAAGAGCGUCGAACGACAAGUCGACCCCCGCCAAGGCGUCUGCGUCUGCCAGCAACGACAGCGCCAACGCCAACGGCAAGAACCAAGACGUAUGGCCUGAUGACGUCGAGGUCGCAUUCUGGGAAGCACUUCGCCUCAUCCCCAAACUCGGUCGUCGAAAGGUGCUGGUCCACGGCAAGCCUUGUGGUCGCAACGAGCUGAUCGCCGACUAUAUCGAGCGUAAGACCAACAAGGUUCGCACUCGAAAGCAGGUCUCGAGUCACAUCCAGGUGCUCAAGAACAUCCGCAAGGGCGAUCCUGAGUUCCAACAGCUCAUCGCAGAGCCCACCACGGAGGAGGACUUCUACAUUCCCGCUGGCGGUAUGAUGUACGCGCAGACGCUCGCCGGCUACGGCUACGGCGGUCUUGGAGGCGGCUAUCCAAUGCUCUCGAUGGAUAGUGCAAGCGGUGGUCUCCUCUCUCCUUAUACCCCCGGUCUCACUGGCGGUCAGGGUCUCGCCAGCCCCCUCUCGCCGUGCGCUCCACCUCUCUCGGCUACGCACGCCAUCACAUCGGGACUCAACGAUCUCCACCUGCCUCAGCGCACCGGCGCCAAGGACACGAGUGGCAAGACGCCGUGCCCCAUCCUCCCUGCAAGCUUCUCCAUGUGGGUGCACUGCUCAUCCGGCGACGAGAAGCACGUUUAUACCAACCUCGACCGCAACUCGAUGUCCACCUACGCCAACAACCAGUCUUGCCUGCCUCAGAUGACGCUGGAUUCGGUGCGUGUCGGUCACUUCCGCUUCCCCCGUCUUGCCGAGAUGUACCACCACAUGCCCUGCCAGUUCCUGCACGUCCACGUGCCGCUCUCUGUUCCGCGCCACGAUGUCAUGAUGCCGCGCUACGACCACUUCAGCACGCAGCUCUCGUUGACAUCGGCUCAGGAUCUGCGCCUCACCUCGGUCACUACAGUCUACUCGCAUGGCAAGCGUGUCUUGUCGCUAGUGGAGCCGCUCGACGCUCCCCGAAAGAUUUCGGGCAGGAACGGCGCCGAGACCAACCCCACCAGCACGGCGGCCGGCACUGUUGCUGUUGCGGAUGAGAACGUCAAAUCGGCUUCUGAAGUCGACUCGACCGCGCCGUCGCAGGAGGACGUGACCUCCUCCACACCUGUCAAGAGCAAGAACAUCCAGCGCCGCGAGAGCGACGGCAGCGUCACCUCGCUGAGCCCCGUGUCGGGCACGUCGAGCGGUCCCGUCUCGCCUCGCACGCCCCUGGAUGCGAACAACCAGUCCAACGGCAGCUUGCGUCACCGCUGGUGCCACCAGGCUCCCUUCGCCACCGACUUCUGGGCCGAUUUCCUCAGCCGUAACCACCCUGUCAACGCCUACGGCGGACGAGAUGGGCUUCAGUCCUUCGGCAAAGAGCCAAGCGAGCGUGCUGCGCUUGGUAUGGCCGUUUCGGGUGUCACCAUCAUCCAAGAGCUGGUGGUAGCGGGUGAAGGUGCUGCUGGAGCCUCUGCUGCUACAGCCGCUCGCGAGGGCGCACCUGCGCUGCUCAACGACGCUGGUUCCAGCCUGAGCCCUGGCAGCAAGGUGGGUGACGUCGUGCUUGUCAUCGCCUGGGACCUCGAGUGUGUCGAGUCGCUCGGUACUAGUCCAGGCGUCCCCACCGUCUCGCUCCUCACUGCAGGUCCCAGUGUUUCGCCGCUGGGUCGGGCCGCGCCUCUGGCAUCGCCUUUGCUGCACGCCGGCGCCGGCCUUCACAUGGGUGGUGCUCCUGGGUUGUCGCCGAUGACGCCCGGCUUCCCGCACGCCGGUGUUGCUCAGCUGCACCCCGCCAUGGUCCAUCAGCAGCAGCCUCAGCUCAACACGCUCAAUGGCGCGCCCGCCGCGCGUGGCUUUGGCCAUGCCCAGCCACCACCUUCGGUGAUCCACACUCAGCCGUCGCCGCAACCGAGCUUCGGCUUCAAAGCUCCUGCUCCAAAGGAGGGCUCGAACGCUCAUGUUCAAGCGCCUACGCUGCUGCGCAAGCGCGGCCUGUCGAUGACCAAGCCCAACCUGAUGUUGUCGAUCCCGCCGGCCCAGUCGUACCUCAACGCUCAGAGGACACCGAACGGUACCAUGCUGAGCCCGCACCCGCAGGUGUCGCCCGCCGCCCUGAGUCCGACGCCGGCUGCAUGGGGCGCGAUCCAGCAACGCGCGGUACACACGCCGAUCACGCCGUUCCCACAGAUGGGCGCCGGUCUGUGCGAGCCUCCGCCGCUCAACACGGGUGACGACGCCAGGAUGCAAAAGGAGCGUCUGGAGAGGCACUGGGCCAACCAAGGCAAUCCGCUCGCGAGCGCAUUGCCAUCUCCGCUCGACAUGAGCUUCAACCAGGCACAUGUCAACGGUGCAUCGAUGAGCUCUGCAGGCAUGGCUGCGGCUGUUGGCGGUCACAGCGAAUCGGCGCUGGGACUGAUGGUGCCCGGCGGCAACGCAAACCACAGCCUGCCGCUGCUCUCGCCCGCUGGCUUCGACAUGGGCGGCAAGAUGCUGGAGUCGGGCAACAACAGCUUCGAGCAGAUGCUCAACGACAGCGGAGAUCUGAGCCACGACGCCAGCGCGCAAGACUACCUGAACGGACUGCUGGCAUCGAUCGGCGUCGAGGGCCAGACCUUCAGCUCGUGA